Nicotiana tabacum (common tobacco) is the source of this 1201-nucleotide messenger RNA. RefSeq lists its product as uncharacterized. The record is from RefSeq and is a predicted model, not a curated record. Lineage: Eukaryota; Viridiplantae; Streptophyta; Magnoliopsida; Solanales; Solanaceae. Gene Ontology annotation, biological process: response to auxin.
GAGAAUUCUGAAAAAUCAUUAACUUCUAACCCAACUAUUCCAACCUCCUCCUCCUCAAAAUGGCGUUCCCUAUUUUCGCCACAAGCUGUUGAAUUCAGAAACCUUUCCGGGGCCUACAAUAAAUUUGCUUCUCGCUUCCUUCUAUUAAUUUAGGCCUCCCCGACGGUGUUCACCCUGUUCUGCUAAAACCAAGAUCCGAUGAGUCAAAUUUUCCAAGAGCCUAAGGGCUUAAAACCAAUGCCAGCUGGAUUUUCUUCUCAUCAUCAAUCUUGCCGUGGUAAGCAAAGGAAAAUGGAUGAGCAAGGAGGAAACAAAGUGACUGGAAUUAAGCAGAUUGUAAGACUGAAAGAAUUUCUAAGCAAAUGGCAAAAUGCCACACUUGGCCCCAAGGGAAACAACAACGACAACAAUAAUAAUCUUGGAUCAUCGUCGAAACGCAGUAGCAAUUCCCCUGGAGGAAUAUCACCUUCGAUUAGUAUGAGGCUAAGGAACUACAAUAUAUAUUGUGAUUCGGAUGAGGAGAGUUGUCAAAGUCCAGAGCCACCCCAUGGUGUCCCUAGAGGCUAUUUGGCUGUUUAUGUUGGACCAGAGCUUCGGAGGUUUAUAAUUCCCACAAGCUAUCUUAGUGAUCCAUUGUUCAAAUUGUUGCUUGAAAAAGUUGAGGAAGAGUUUGGGUUUGAUCAUACUGGUGGACUCACUAUACCUUGUGAAAUUGAGACUUUCAAGUUCCUCAUGCAGUGCAUGGAGAAUCAUCAGAGAGAUCAAGCUGCUGAUCGUCAUGACGUGGAUUCUGCUGGAUCUUCGCCAGUUGAGGAAUGAGUAAUUACCAUGGUCGUAGUGAUGAUUGAAUGUUUAGAGCUGAGUAAUUUAUUUUUCUUAUUUUUCUUCUUCUGGUUAAAAGAUUAGAAGGUCUCAUUGUACUUGUAUACAAUUUCAUCAUUUCUAUUCUACACUUAUCCCUCUGAGCGUUCAAAGCUGACUCUGAAGGAGGAAAAGAAAGAAGGAGGGCCUAGGUAGUUAUCUUCAGAAGGUUCAUUGGCAAAAAAGAGAAAGCAGAAACCGUUGACCCUUUAAUUUCUAGGUAUUACCUACCAGAAUUUAUGAAAAUCAAACUUGACAAAAUACUGUAUUCCUAGGAUUGCCAAUUUGUAUUGGAAUAACACUUUAAUAUUGUAAAUUAUUAUCUUUGGUUUGUACAAUA